UUAAAAGUCACGAGUUGAUAUACAUAUCUAUUAUACGAACAACUUAAAGUGGUUAUUAAAAAUCUCAGAGUCAUCGAACUAAUUUAUAGUGAACAGCAUUCAAGUAAAUUUUACAAAAUGAUUAUUAGAUUUGGUUAUUUAAAUAAUUUAGUGGGCACUACGUUAGCUUCUUGUUUCCUAUCACUGAGUCUUGGAAAUUUGCUAAGUUGGAGUUCUCCAGUAAUUCCUAAGCUCGAAAACGUUACAUCUGACAAUCCAUUUGGAAAAGUUAUCACAUCAAGUCAAGAAUCGUGGUUGUCAUCUUUGGUCACCCUAGGCGCUGUAAUCGGAUGCUGGAUUUUUGGAGCCGUAUCAGAAGUUAUCGGACGAAAAAUAGUAUACAUUUCUCUUGGAGUGUUUAUAUCCUUAGGCUAUGUACUGAUGGCAGCAAUACAUAAACUCGAAGUAUAUUACGCAGCUAGAUUUUUGCAAGGUGUGGCUUUGGGUGGAGCGUUUAACUUAAUGUUAACGUAUCUAGGAGAAAUAACGAGCAAAGAAAACAGAGGAGUCGUUAUGACAGCAAGUGCUAUGAUGUCUAGUGCUGGAGCUAUCUUCUGCUACGCUAUCGGACCUUACGUAUCAGUAACAACUUUUAAUACAAUUGAGUUAACAUUCCCCAUAGCAUUUCUAGUUACCAGUUUGAUAUUUUGUGAAGAAUCGCCUUAUUUUUUUCUGUUGAAAAAUAAAGAGGAACUAGCGAAAAAGGUUUUAAAAAUUUAUAGAUGCUCUAAUUACGAUUUAGAAAAUGAUAUUAAAGAAAUGAAGGAGCAAAUAAGAAUACAAAAAGAAGGGAAUGUUAUGGACAUUUUUAAAACAAAGGGGUACAUAAAAGCGCUUAUUACGGGGAUUGGUUUGAUGAUUGGUCAGCAAUUUACUGGAAUCAAUGCAAUACUAAUGUAUAGCCAAAGUAUUUUUGCACUAACUGGUUCUAGCUUAUCACCAGAAAUUGGUUCAUUGAUUAUAGCGGUUAUACAACUAUUUAGUGGUGGACUUACUCCGUUUAUCUCGCAAAAAUUUGACAGAAAGUCUAUUUUGUUAAGUUCCGGAUUAGGAAUGAUAAUCUCCGAAGUAUCGUUAGGAAUUUACUGCAUUUUUAAAGAUGCCGGUAAAACUUCAGAUUCGAUAAAUUUUAUUCCAAUUCUAGCUCUUACAAUAUUCACAAUGAGUUAUAAUUUUGGUUUUGGCCCUUUGUGCUGGUUGGUACCAGGCGAAAUAAUGCCAGCAAGAGUUAAAAUAUUUACAAUUUCAGCUUUGAUAUCGAUUUAUUUUGGCAUUGGAUUUUUAAUUGCACAAUUUUUUAAUUCUGCUGUCGAUGCUGUUGGCAUUGGAAGCAUUUUUCUUUUCUUUGCAGGAUGUUGUUUCGUUUCUUGUUUGUUUAUUAAAUUUUUUGUGAUAGAAACUAGGGGAAAAUCUCUCGAGGAAAUUCAAGAUAUUUUGAAUGGAAAGACCAGUUCAAUCGGCUCAAAUGAUGGUAUCAAGUAAAUAAAUAAUGUUUUAUUUUGAUUCUUUGAUACUGAAUGCUUUUUUAUUAAAUGCGCCGAAAGAUCUGCAAUUUGUAUAAAAAAAUAUAUUAUAAGGAAAGUUUAAUUUUUAAAUACCUGAUGUUCUUAAUUGAUGGCCAACCAAGGACGGCUCCAGGGAGAGAGCAAUGGGGCUAUGUCCCCCCGAGAUUUUAAUUAUUACAAUCCAUGAGCCUUUUAUUAAACAAAUAUGCUAAAUAGGAAAUGUAAAACAAGUGAAACAUUAAUUUAUUAUUAUUAUAUAUUUUUAUUGCUUAAACUAAAAAAAAACUAAGUAUAAUCAAUAUUAAUAAAAUAUUGGCAGGCAACAGUAUUUACGGGAAAAUGUAUGAGAAGUUGCCUAAGUCUAAUAAGUUGUCUUUAAAGAAUUAAGCUAUUCUGUCAAAAUAAAAUAAUACCAUUAAAUAAUAGCGUCAAGUUAAAAUGUAUAAACAAACAUUUAAGAUUAAAGGGAUGUUGAAGAACAUUGUAAAAUGAUAAUUUAUUGUUUAUUUAAAACCUUUUAAGUUUCUGAUCUCUACUGCCAUUUCCAGUAUUACUGUUAUUACUACACAAAUAAAG
Psylliodes chrysocephalus is the source of this 2120-nucleotide messenger RNA. NCBI's taxonomy places the organism in Eukaryota, Metazoa, Arthropoda, Insecta, Coleoptera, Chrysomelidae. The record is from the annotation of a GenBank genome assembly.